AUGUCGACACCUGAGGUAGAUGGGGGCGAUAGGGGACAAUUAUUGCAAAAUGAACAAUUGCGAAGUGAUCAAUUAAAAAAUGAUCAAUUGCGAAAUGAAUUAAAUAGGUUACAGAAAAAAAGGGCUACGGUCAAAGGACAAUUAUCUAGGUUUGAAACAUUUACAAAUAAGUACACUAAAGAACAGGGUGCUCAAUUAACGGACAGAAUGGACAAGUGUCGGGAAUUGUGGAGGGAAUUCAAUGAUAUUCAAACAGAAAUAGAAAUAAUUUCAGAUGACUCCCAGAACGCUGAAAGUGAACGUUCAGAUUUUGAGGAAAAAUAUUUCAGGUUAAUAGCAUGGGCGGAGGUCAAAUUACAAGAAUUAAAUAUUAAUGAAAAUGUCUCAGCCGGUGAGACGUCGCAAAAUAUAUAUUUUCAUCAAUCUCCGCACAUAGAUAGAAACGUCAAAUUACCUACACUGAAUAUUCCGAGUUAUGAAGGGUCCUAUACAGGGUGGCUCGAAUUUUAUAAUACGUUCAAUGUUUUAAUACAUAGUAACGAAACUUUAACAAAUGUUCAGCGUUUCCAUUAUUUAAAAAAUUCAUUAAAAGGCGAAGCCGCAGGCGUUAUACGUUCACUGGAAGUUUCAGAUAGAAACUACGAGGAAGCAUGGGGUCUACUAAAAUCUAGGUACGAAAACAAAAAGUUAAUUGCAAUGAGUCAUAUCGAUUCGCUGUACAAUUUUCCAAAUUUAGGCAAAGAAGGUGGGGGUCAAUUAAGGAACUUUUUGGAUACAAUAAGGAAGGAUCUUCGGGCAUUGCAAUCAUUGGAGGAAGAUGUUGAAAAAUGGGAUAUUCUGCUGAUAUAUAUCUUAGAACAGAAGCUGGAUCCAAUCACAAGAAAAGAAUGGCACAAGGAAGGAAUGCACGACAAAUUCUCCACGAUGGUGGAUUUUCAAGGGUUUUUGGAAAGAAAAUGUCAAAUGCUCGAGGUGUUGGAGGCAAACAAGCAAGGUUCUAAGGGUACAUCCACGGAUCACAAGGCAAAGGCAGGUAAUAGUAGGUCAUUUGUAGCAGUGGAGGGAAAAUGUCAAUUUUGCGAAGGAAAACAUAGGGCAUAUACUUGCAAAAAAUUUAUUAAUCUGGAAUUAGGUGCAAAACGGGAAGAAGUAAAACGAACAAGGUCAUGUUGGAAUUGUCUACAGCUGGGACACGGGGUUCCAGACUGUAAAUUAGGGGGUUGCAAAUCAUGUGGGAGGAAGCAUCAUUCUCUUCUCCAUGAUUCAACAUUUCGCGCAAAUUCAAGGGCACAAGGUACAGGAAACUAUACAAGGGCACAAGCUCCACCGCCAGGAGUUGAAAAUCAUGCAGAAUCAAGGGCAAAUAACGGGAACUAUUCUCAUCAAAUACAAGAUGGUUCAAGGGCACACUUAGGAAAUCAAUCAACUCACACUAAUGGUUCAAAUCAUUCGCGAUACCAAGGAUAUUCAAUGCAUUCAUCAAAUGAUAAUUUUAGGACGGAAACCAAUCAAGUUAAUACAAAUCAAGAAAGGCAAGGAAAUACUGGGGCAUUUACCUCCAUCAGUCUAGGGGCAAAUGCAAAUCAAGGGCAUUUUGGUAAUGAUGAUAACAAUCAUUCUUUUAUGGGCAAUAAUUUAAGACAAAGUUCGGAAACGGUGGUUUUGCUGUCCACAGCAACCGUUUAUAUCACGGGUAAAAAUGGGAUUAUACAUGAAGGAAGAGUACUUUUAGAUUCAGGAUCACAAUCCAAUUUUAUGUCACGGGAGUUCUUGGGAAAACUAGGGUUAACACCAAAACAUAUUGAUAUUUCAGUUAAGGGUAUAGGUCAGAGUUCUACCAAAAUUACACAUGCAGUAGAUGCUAUGGUUAAUUCAAGAGUUAAUAAAUAUUCAUUCAAGGCUUCAUUUUUGGUAAUAAAUGAUAUUGUUAGCAAUCUUCCAUCAAUUGAUAUCAAUUUAAAAUUAAUUCAAAUUCCAGAAAGGUUAACUCUCGCAGACGAACAUUUUGGUAUAUCUACCAGGGUAGACAUGAUCUUAGGUUCAUCAGUUUUUUGGCAACUUUUAUGCGUGGGGCAAGUGCGUAUAGAAAACACUAACUUGACGGUUCAAAAAACAAAAUUAGGAUGGGUUGUGGCAGGAGCGAUAUCUUCACAACAAAAUAUGUCAUAUUUUUCAAAAAUCGAAGAACAUACUUGCAACUUUUCUGUCAAUAGUUCUAUACACAAACAAAUAGAAAAAUUCUGGUUAUUGGAGGAAGUCGGUGAGGAACACAAAUCAACCAAAGAGGAACAGGAAUGCGAAAGGGUUUUCAAGGAAACAACCGUAAAGAAUGAAGAAGGACGAUUUAGGGUAAAUUUGUUGCUACGUAACAACAUAAAGCAUUUAGGAAACUCAUCAUUGAUGGCAGAAAAACGAUUCAAACAGCUCGAAAGAAGGUUUUGGUGGAUAUGGAUAACACUUAGUGUGGCUUCAGUGUAUUCGAUAGACAAUCUUUCGCAGUGCCAAUCACGUUCGCGGAUUCCUUUAGAAACAUACUGCGCUUGCAAUACAGUACCUAUAGCUCAAUGUCGAUGUACGGGCCCACAGUUGAUUGACGUCCCAACCAACCUCACAAAAGAAUUGGAUGGUUUAGUCAUAGAGAAUGCGGAUUGUAUGGAAGUAUUAAAGAGCGAUUCACUGCUCCCUUAUAGUAGGACACUACGAGAAUUAACUCUGGUGAACUUGGAAAAGUUUUAUUACUUCGAGACUGGCGUUUUUCACUCGCUUCUCCAACUCCAAACUCUAUAUAUUUUAAGAGCUCCAAAGCUGCUUAAAAUCCAGCCAGAUGUCUUUGAUGUUUAUUUGCCGAAACUUAAAAUUUUGCGAAUAGUUGACACUGGUCUUGAAGAAAUGCCCGAUUUAAAUAGUCUGAACCCAACUUCAAUUCUGCAUAUGAUAGAUCUCGAACGUAAUCAGAUCCAGAAGAUACAAACAAGGCAAGUGAACAACGUAAGGGCAGCACACUUCCUGCUGAAUUUUAAUCAACUUGAAGUUGUGGAGGAAGCUGCUUUUGCUGGUUCGGAAAUUGCCAAUUUGAGCUUCAAAGGAAAUUUCCGUUUAACUCAACUACACAAGAAAGCUUUCUCCGGUCUACAAAGUCUCCGUUAUAUAGAUUUAUCGGGAACUGCAAUUACGUUUCUUCCAACUGAAGGUUUACGGGAAAUAGAUACUUUAAAAGUUCAGAAUACAAAGUCAUUAAAAGUAUUUCCAUCUGUUUUUAACUUUCAGUAUUUGAAAGAAGCAUGGCUUACCUAUCCGUAUCAUUGCUGUGCUUUCAAGUUUCCUCGAACCCAUGACCCAUGGGAAUAUGCCAAACAUGCACGAUUCGUGGAAGAACUGCAAGCGGCAUGUAAAUCAAAGAAUAGUACUGAGUCCAGUGGAGUACUACCCACCGAAUUAUAUAAAUGGUUGCCAGCUAAUUUAACCAUUAACACAGAAAUUCAAAGUGAUGAGUUAUGGGGAUCGGAGCAUGAAGUUUUUCACAACGACACCAAUAUCAAAUUAGUCACAACUACGGUUUGUGGAGAAAUUUAUAGAAAUUAUAUGGAGAUAAAAUGUGAACCCGAGCCAGAUGCCUUUAAUCCAUGUGAAGAUCUGAUGGGCAAUUGGGGUUUACGAGUUCCAGUAUGGUUUAUUUCAUUCUCAGCUCUAAUUGGUAAUUUGUUCGUCAUUGUUGUUAUAUCCACCUCACACUUUAGACUAACGGUCUCGAAAUUCCUAAUGUGUAACUUAGCGUUUGCGGAUCUGUGCAUUGGCGUUCAUCUGUUACUAAUUGCAGCUGUUGACGCUUGUUCUAUAGGCAGCUACUUUAAUUCUGCAAUCGAUUGGCAAGAAGGUAAUGGCUGUGAUGUUGCUGGGUUUCUAACUGUUUUUGGAAAUAUUCUUUCGGUAUACACCCUUACAGUUAUAACCACUGAACGAUGGUAUACCAUAACUUGGGCUAUUCACUUAAACAAACGGCUUAAACUCAGAAAUGCGGUCAAAGUUAUGUUUGCCGGUUGGGUCUGUGCCAUAUUUAUGGCAAGCUUGCCACUACUUGGAAUUAGCAGUUACUCCAAGACAAGUAUAUGUUUACCAUUAGAGUGCAAGGGAAAAGCUGAUACUAUUUACUUGUCGACUUUGUUAGCCUUUAAUGCGUUAGCAUUUGGACUCAUUUGCGUCUGCUACGGAAGCAUGUAUAAAUCUAUAAGAGAAGGUGGACGCACUGGAUCGACAACAUCAGUUAGAAGUGAUCUCACAGUAGCUAAACGUAUGGCACUUCUCGUUUUUACAGAUUUUGCUUGCUGGGCUCCGAUAGCAUUUUUUGGAAUUACUGCUCUCUUGGGAUAUCCUUUAAUCACCGUCACUCAUACAAAAAUAUUACUGGUAUUCUUCUACCCCCUCAAUUCCUGUGCCAAUCCAUGUCUCUAUGCGUUGUUAACACAGCAAUAUCGUAGAGACUUUUUCAUCCUUAUGGGUCGGUAUGGUAUUUGCAAAGACAGAGCAGAACGACAUAAAGGGGCCAUCGGUGGAAAGCCCCUUCCGUAUGGAUCAGGACUGCAGUACAAAAAGACUUGCGUGGACAGCAGCAUGAAAGCUGGUGGAGCAAGUCAGAGAGGUUCUGCAAUGACAAGUAUGACAACAGUUGUGUCAGUGGAGUGCCCCAUGUUAAGGACUUGUUCGAGAAAUAGUUCGUCAAAUUAUAGACCUGAGUCUGUAAUGGCGUUAUCAGAUUUUAAUGUUAGAAAUACGAACAAUUUUCAUGAUUGCAAUAAAUAUAUCGCCAGUGAAAAUCUGUAAAAUAUUUAUCAGUUUCGUUUUGUAUUCAAUGACAUAUAAUUGGCUGAAAUAAACAAUUUUCUAAAAAAUGAUCAUCCAAAAUUUAUUAAAUGUGGAAUUAUUUUUAAACAUAUUAGUCCACUCGUUCACGGUAAAAAAUUGCAAAACCUCUAAAUUUUAGACAAGUGCUUGGAUUGACAUGAAAUUUGGCAUAGGUAACAUUGCUAACAUGUCAAAGCAAAAAAUGAUAUUGUGCCGAUGUAUGCUUUUGUCCUGGGGUGACUUUCACCCCAUCUCGGGGGUGAAAAAAUAUAGAAUCAACAUAAGUCCGAAAGUAGAUAAACUGGCUAAUCUUAUAACUUUUGUUCUAUGGCGUUUUUUCACUAAGUUAAUACUUUUCAAGUUAUUUGUGAGUAAAUAUGUUAAUUUUUUGGGCGGUUUUUAGCAAAUAACUCAAAAAGUAAUUAUUAUUUUAUCGAAAAAGACAUUCUCAGCAAAAAUAUAGUUCAUAAAAAAGGGAAAAAGGGUGUAUUUAUGAGGUCUCUAGAUCUAGAAGAAGCAGAGUUGUAACUAAUGAAAAAUACAUUGGUUCAUACUCGUCCAAUGCCAAAGCUAAUAUUUCAACGUGAAAUAACCAAAACCUGAUGCACUUUUUGGGGAAAACUGGUUAAAACUUUUUAAUGUGCUUAAAAAAUAUUUAUUUUUGUUUUUUAAAAAAUUUUAGCAUCAAAAGUAAGCAAGUUACGCACAAAAUAAAGUUGGUCUCUUUUUUUUGGUAAAAAAAAAUCGGGAAAGUUACCUUCUAUCUAGCAUCUCAAAUGAAAUUAAUCAUUACCGCUUCACAAGUUACCUACUUUACUUAUGUAUUAUUUAUAUGAUUCUCUA
This is a messenger RNA of Diabrotica virgifera virgifera (western corn rootworm), 5682 nucleotides long. RefSeq lists its product as uncharacterized. Bases 1 to 4818 code for a protein of 1605 amino acids. Gene Ontology annotation, molecular function: protein binding; protein-hormone receptor activity; G protein-coupled receptor activity. Gene Ontology annotation, cellular component: membrane. Lineage: Eukaryota; Metazoa; Arthropoda; Insecta; Coleoptera; Chrysomelidae. The transcript has 15 exons. The record is from RefSeq and is a predicted model, not a curated record. Gene Ontology annotation, biological process: G protein-coupled receptor signaling pathway.